This is a messenger RNA of Polistes dominula (European paper wasp), 2503 nucleotides long. RefSeq names its product nucleoside diphosphate phosphatase ENTPD5. Gene Ontology annotation, molecular function: hydrolase activity. Lineage: Eukaryota; Metazoa; Arthropoda; Insecta; Hymenoptera; Vespidae. The record is from RefSeq and is a predicted model, not a curated record.
AGUUCCUAAGAUUCUAGAAAGGUUGCGUAAUUCAAGUUAUCGAAUCUAAUUUCGAAUAAUGAGAAAGAGUUCUUUUUUUUUCUUUUUUUGGGAUGAAACAGUUAUAUUUUUUCUCCUUCAAAUUAUUUUAUCAAAUAAUUGUGAUUUCUUAUGAAAAAUGUUACACGUUACUUACUGUAUAAACUAUUGAUGGUCAUUAUUAUGAUGAAAUCAUAAAUGCAAGCUAUGAAAUGGAUUUAUUACUAUUUUUUACUACUCUUCUUCGUUACUUCUUAAUACAACACAUAAUGACAUAUAUACACAUCUGUUUACACACAUAUAUAAUAUACGAGCUAAAAGCCACGUGUAUAUCGCGCCAAGAAGUGUAUAUAUAUAUAUCAUAUAUUAUAUAUAUAUAUGUUACAUGACACGUAUAUACAGUCGGGUAAAGAUAGAAUGUAUUCUUAUCUAUUCCACAAUUUUGAGUAUUGUACAGAAAUAUGGACGAUGAGAGGUUUAUGACAUACAAAAAUUUCAUUUAUUGUUAAGAUAUAAUUAGAAUAUUUCAUUUUUUCUAAAGAAACACGCGCUCUGUGUUCACUAGAUGCAAUAUAGACUUCUGAAGUCUGGAAAUGAGAAAGUCUAUGAGAAUGUAUCAUCAUCCAGUACGAAGAAAAGUACCAGUCAACUUGGGAGAAAAUAUUUUAUAAUAGUUGCUUUACUUGGUGCAUUAUUCCUUGGUUAUAUUGCAAUAGCUAAUGAUUUAAAGCCAAUAAGAAUUGGUAGUAAAGUUAUUGACACAUUAGCAUUUUCAUUAAAUAUACAAAAGCCUUUUUAUGUUGUUAUCAUUGAUGCUGGAUCUACUGGUAGUCGUGUAUUAGCAUUUAGUUUCCAUGAGUCAAUUCUAAAUCGUCAUCUAGUACUAGAUGCUGAAUUAUAUAGUGAUACUAAACCUGGAUUAAGUGCAUUUGCUGACGAUCCUAAAUUUGCUGCUAAAUCUCUUAUUAAAUUGUUGGACAAAGCAAAGACAGUUAUACCACAAUCAGAAUGGGUUAAUACACCGCUUAGUAUGAAGGCUACUGCUGGCCUUAGAUUACUACCUGGACAUAAAGCAAAUAAUAUACUUGAAGAAUGUAGUAAACUUUUUGAAUCAUCCGGCUUUAAGGUAUCCAAAAAUGCUAUUUCUAUAAUGGACGGAGCCAGUGAAGGAAUUUUUUCUUGGUUUACUGUAAAUUUCUUAUUGGAUAAACUUAAUUCCCAUACAUCUGAAAACACAGUAGCUGCACUUGAUCUUGGAGGGGGCUCUACGCAAGUAACAUUUGCACCAAAUAAAAUGCAAGCAAAAGAAUUGAAAGAACAUGUCUAUGCUAUUAAUGCCUUUAGUCAUAAUAUGAGUGUAUAUACGCAUAGUUAUUUAGGAAUGGGUUUAAUGGCAGCUAGAAAAGAAAUUUUGAUGCAUGGAAUGAAUAUAAAAAAUACUACUGACAAAGGCCCAAUAGUAAUCAGAUCAGAAUGCAUAAAUCCAAUUGUAAAUACUGAAUGGAGUUAUGGAGGAAAAAAUUAUAUAGUUAAAGGACCUGUUAAUGGAACACUUAAAACAGUUAAGACGCAAAAUUUUGCAGGAGGUGAUGAGAAUAGACCGAUUGUAAGAUUUUCAGAAUGCUUAAAGAUUAUAGAAAAAUAUGUCAAUACAAUAAGCAAUAAGCCGAUAGGACUAAACACUCAUGAAAUAUAUGCUUUUUCUUAUUACUUUGAACGCGCGACUGAGGUAGGUUUAAUAGAUCCCUUCACUGGUGGUGCUAUACACUUAGGUGCUUUUUUGAAACAAGCUACGGAAACUUGUGAUUAUCCUAAUACAGAUCAACCAUUUAUGUGCUUGGAUUUGACAUUUAUUUAUGUCUUGUUACAUAAUGGUUUUGGCUUAGAUCCUUCUACAAGGUUAUUUUUGUAUAAGAAAAUCAAUGGACAUGAAUUAAGUUGGGCUUUAGGAGCUGCCUUUAAUGUAUUACAAAAUGGUCUUUAACGUUUAUAGGAAAUAUAAUAUUAAUAGAUGGAAAAUUAGUGAAAUAGAACAAUUAUCAAUUUUUAGUAAAAGUAUUGAAUAUAGUUGAUAUCAGCAAAUUUUAAUAUGCAAGACAAGUCUUACAAAAUAUAAUUUAUAGUGACUUUACAAUGGAAAACUAUAGAUUAUUAAUAUUAUAUUCCUAAUAAAUAUUAAUAUUAAGAUUUUUAUUUUCAUAAUAUUAUGACUUAUUCAAUACAAAUUUUAACAUUGACAAGUGAAUUUAAAUGCUUCGUUUAUCAUAUGAAAUUGUUUAUUUUAUAAUAAUAAUAUUUUUUUCAUCUAAUUAUUGUUUUAAACUGUAGUAUUUCAAAUUUAAAUUAUUAGCUUUAAAGUCAAGGCUGUUUUAUAAAUGAAGAAUGAUAUAUGAUCAGUGAUAUACACACUCUACAUACGCACAAAUAUGAAUAAUGUUAUAAUGUUACUCUAAUAGUAAUAAAAUAAUUUUAAAUAGAAACGUUA